Pelmatolapia mariae (spotted tilapia) is the source of this 1345-nucleotide messenger RNA. RefSeq lists its product as uncharacterized. NCBI's taxonomy places the organism in Eukaryota, Metazoa, Chordata, Actinopteri, Cichliformes, Cichlidae. The record is from RefSeq and is a predicted model, not a curated record. Bases 35 to 832 code for a protein of 265 amino acids. The transcript is spliced from 7 exons.
CGUAAUCCCGCUGCUUUAUUAUAGCCUAUUCUGGAUGCGCAAACGUGAGAGGUUUUUCCUUAAAGUGUCCAUUAUAAUGGGAAGUUGGAAGAAUCACGUGCGCCAAGGGCUGCAGCAUAGAGACCGCAGAGAAAAGCUCCCGUUUGUUGGCGUUUUCACAAGCUUGUCUCAGCUGGAGGAACGCUUUGAACUUCGCGAAGAGAUUUUGGCUGAUGUUCAGUCUCAGAGUUUAGAAAGACAUGGAGUUGAGGUUGGGGGAAACGCCACACUGCUUCGACUCCAGCUGAGAGAGAGUGAGCACCUGGUAGAUAAGUUAUCUCAAACUGUCUCCGACCUUACCACCGUCCUCCAUCUCAAAGAAGCUGAACUACAGUACUGGCAAUCACGUGUGUCUCAGUUCCAUCAAGAGGCACUUACUCUGGCUAAAGGGAGUAACACCCUGAAGGAAGUCCUUUCAGAAUAUGAGUUUACCAUAGAGUGUCAAUCCAAAGAGUUAGCAACCCUGCGUGUGGAUCAGCAAUGCCUAAAGGAAGCUCUUGCAGAUGCACUAAGAGAGAAAGAACGGCUAUUGCAGCGAUGGAUGGAGGAGAAAAUAGAGGAAGCGGACAGGUUGAAUAAUUACAACGUCACUCAGGCAAGGUGGCAACAUUUGACCAAACAUCUGAAGAAGCACCUCCAGAAAGGUGUGGGGAAAGAGCAUGAGCCCACGCUGACCAACUCUUCAAGUGAUGCAGCACAGUCUACAUCAGCCAGUCAGAGGAUCAAUAUUCCAACAGAUAUGCACAGUGGACUCCCAGACCAGUGUCAUAUCUCAGGUCCACCACAGCCCUAAUUUUCCCUUCAGAUCCCGGAGAGAACUUUUUUUUUUCUUCUCCCCAGUGCUUAUAGAUGAAAUGAUGACAUAAAUAAUGAAAAUGUAGUUUGUUUUUCUUUGCAAAUGUUAGGACAAAUUGCUCACAUGGAUCUAUUUUAUUUUUAUUAUUUAUCUAAAAAAUAUAUUUAAAGAUCCACUAUACUAUGCAAAUUUGUUUGUGACGUAUAGUUAGAGUGUCUAAUUUUACAUCACAAGUCACCCUGAAGUUUAGCUGAUCACAUGUGGACAUCGUCUCCAUGGACAACGCUUCAAACCCUUAUGUUUCUACAAUUCUUUUUCUUUUAAUCAAUUAACCUUUGAAACAACUUCAUCUGGUUUUCAGUUGUUUUUUUUGUUUUUUUUUAACAUUUUAAUUGCUGUUCAACAAAUUAAACAUUUAAUAAUUUUGAAAAAUCAAGCUCAGUGUUAGUUUACUGUACACUCUUGUAUGUAAUUGUGUGUUACUGUCUUCUUUAUCACCUGUAAAAGAAA